AUGAAAGGUGUUCGAUUUGCUUUGCGAUCCUUCAACGAUGGCGUUUCACGCCGAUUUCAUCAGCCACAUAUGAGAACCCUCUCCACAAAUGUAACAUCAGGCGGUGAAGUGGAUGAUGAGAAAAAUUCUAAUUCAUUUGAAUCUCCGGAUGAGUUUGAGCGGCGUAUUUUCGGUGAAACUUCUGGGGGUAAUUUUAGAUCAGAUGCCUUUUUCACGAAGCUUGAUAGGCUCGGGAUGGGUCAUGAUGGACAGGGUUUGAAUCCUUCUGGAGGAGGUGGAAGUGGAAGUGGUUCUCAUAUACUCGACGGCUUAGAUGAAAGUUUUAACACAUUAUCAGAUGGAAUGGAUGGAAAAUUAGAGAAAGCAGCCACCGACUUUGAUAUUGAUUACGAGGAAAUAAACCAAGAGGGCUAUUCUUACAGACCAGAUGUGAAUUUUGAGCUAGGAAUGACUUAUGACCUUAAAGAUCUUGAUCUUACUAAGCCAGGAGUGCGUAAGUUUACCCCAAGGGAUGAGUUUGAAGUAACUACGAAGGAAGUUCUUAGAAAAGCUGAUUUCAGGAAUGUGAGAUUCCUGGCAAAUUUCUUAACAGAUGCUGGAAUUCUCAUCAAAAGAAGCAAGACUGGGAUCAGCGCCAAGGCCCAGAGGAAGGUCGCUAGGGAAAUCAAAACAGCUCGAGCUUUUGGUUUAAUGCCUUUCACGACAAUGGGGACAAAGUCAUUUGUUUUUGGGAAAACUAUGGAGGCUCUCGAUCAAGAUUACGAAUACGAAAGUUAUGAUAACCCUAUGGAAGCCGAUGGAAAAGACCCACUGGGGCCCUUUUAG
Prunus armeniaca (apricot) is the source of this 825-nucleotide messenger RNA. Lineage: Eukaryota; Viridiplantae; Streptophyta; Magnoliopsida; Rosales; Rosaceae. The record is from the annotation of a GenBank genome assembly.